AUGAAAAAGAACACGACCACUCAAUCUACGACAGUCAUCGCAGAAGAAACGACCACACCGCCAUCUCAUUCAGAUGAUUAUACGAACACCAAUGAUAUUGGCACUACUGAAUACACGCCGCUAUAUUACGACACGGAGAGGCCCUACAAUUUCACGGGCCUCUCGGGCGAUUUUUACCAAUGGAUCAGUUAUGCCGAUUCCCGCCUGUUGGACCGCAUGGGAUACGAUUCGCUGGUCUGCAAGAAGGGCCCUGGGGAUAUGCAAAUGUUUGGCAGUGAAGACGAUUAUUGGGCAAACUACCAAUGGAACGGAGUGCCCUUUCAUCUGGAUUUGAAUGGUGGUCACACAAAUGACGAGCUAAAGAUUGCGGCGUCGAUGUUUGUGCUCGGCAUCAUCGGAAUGGGCUUAGCGGCCACGUCCGGUUUCUUGGUUGUGAAAAACGCGAAGGUCUCAAAAAUUGUAAGCAUUGGAAUGAUCGCCGACGCAUCGUGCCGUUUUAUCAACUCGGUGGCCCGCUUCUACUAUGGGAAAUGUUUAUUUGAUUGGGGCUGCCUAAAAAGCGAUGGCUACCCAUUUUCCGGAAUCAUGUUCAACAUGCUGUGGUCUACCCUGGACUACACCUCCUAUUUGACGAUGGGGUUGUUACAGCACUGGAUUUCAGUGAUUCGGUGCGCUGCA
This is a messenger RNA of Mesorhabditis spiculigera, 678 nucleotides long. NCBI's taxonomy places the organism in Eukaryota, Metazoa, Nematoda, Chromadorea, Rhabditida, Rhabditidae. The record is from the annotation of a GenBank genome assembly.